This is a messenger RNA of Paramecium pentaurelia, 552 nucleotides long. Lineage: Eukaryota; Ciliophora; Oligohymenophorea; Peniculida; Parameciidae. The record is from the annotation of a GenBank genome assembly.
AUGAAUAAGGAAAUAUAGCAAUUUUUGUAAAAGUUAGAGAGUGUGAUUAUAUUUUAGUUAUUUUCCUGAUCUAAGUAAACCUCCGAAACCUGAUUUAGAAUUUAUGGAUGAAGAUGAAUUAUAUGAAUGGCUUCAUCAAAGAUUAUUAUUAUUUAUUGUUACUAAAGAUAUUCAAUUAGGAGCUGUUGCAAUUCAAUAGUGGUGCUUAAAGGGAUAUUGUAAUAUUAUUAAACUUUAAUACAUAGAAAUUAGAAUCUGGAAUCCCAUUAGUUCAUUAAUUUUUAACAACAAUGGCUGGAUAGUAACUGAAAAAGAAUCCAAAAAUGGUUGAUGAAAUAAUACAUCUUGUAUAAGAUGAAGAGGAAAAAUCAAAAUUGAUCAUUUAAUUGUAAUAAACUUAACAAUAAUAAGUAAAUUUACAAGUAUCAGAUGUAAAAAUAUUAUUUCAUUUAGUCACCUAAAGUAUUAAAAGCAUAAACAGAUAAAAAAGACCCUAGUUUUUUUUAGAAUAUUUUAACAGCCUUAAGAUGUUGGGAUAAAAAAUAAAAAUGA